UCACUUGGAGGAUGGUGAUUCAACCGAGCUUCCCAGGGUCAUGGCAUAACUCCCUCUUUGUUCUCUGCAUAUUGGCUCUGCCGCCCCCCACGCCUCUCUCUCUCUCUCUCUCUCUCUCUCUCUCCACUCUUGAGUUUCCGUUGCCGCCGCAAUCCCCUGCCGUCUCUGGUUGCAGCUUCGUCACGCCUGCCGCCCUUCCCCACGCCGUUCGUCCAGCUCCUCUGCCUCGUCCGUGGCAUGCCUUCGCCCACACCGUUUCCAGCCCUCGUUCUCUACCCUACCGUUGCCUCGUACUUCGUCCGUCCAGGGCACGUUGCCGCCAAUCACGUCGUACCCCAGUGCCGCAAUUCAACUUUAGGGACGAACAAAUCUGUUUGAUUCAGAUGUCGAUGAUGAAGAAACCUGAUAAUCUGGUCUCCCAUUCAAGCAAGACGAAUUUCGAGGACAGCGAUGAACACAAAUCGUCCUCUUCUGAAUACGAGGAAGAGGAGGAGGAGGAGAUAGAGCGUGAGCUCGCCGAUGCUACAUUCGAAGAAUUGCAACGAGCGCUUUCGGAUGGGUCGCAUUUGGAGUAUAAAAAGCAUUCGCUGAAUAAAAAGCACCAUGAGGAAAAGAAACCUGGGAGGGCCAACAAGAAUAGGCCAAUGGAGGCGAGUAGCAAGAAGCCGGUUCGUAGGUUUAGAGAGGUGGUUCAAGCUCCUAAGAGGGUCAUACGUGACCCCCGUUUUGAAUCUUUAUGUGGUUCAUUUGAUGCCAAACAGUUUAGGAGCAAAUAUAAUUUUCUCUUUAAGAAAUAUGAUCCUGAUAUAAUAGAGAAAGAACGGAAGAAGUUAGACAAAUCCAAGGAUCCAGAUGCCAUAAGCAGAUUUCAAAACAGCAUAUCUUGGAUGAGGGGUAAUCUUCCUGCUGAAAGAGAGAAACUACGGAAGCAAUUAGCAAAAUCAAAUAACCCAGAAGUCAUUGGUGAAUUAAAGAGCCACAUAACUUGGAUUGAAAAGCAGUUGAAGUCUGAGUCAGGUCAGCGUACUGAUGCAGCAAUUCUGGCUGAACACAAGAAGAAAGAGAGAGAAGCAGCAAAGAGAGGAAAACAACCAUUUUAUCUCUCAAAAAGUGCACUCCAGAAGCAAAGGCUAGUUGAGAAAUAUGAAGAUCUCAAGGCCUCUGGUAAGCUCGAUGCCUUUAUCGAGAAAAGAAGAAGGAAGAAUGCUGCAAAGGACCAUAGAUACAUGCCAUACCGCAGGCCCAACAACCAUGAACAACCAAAUUAAUGGCCUCACAAGUUUUGGUUUCUUGCAUCAUUGGAGAUCUAUAGCCCCAUGGAGUUUUUUCUUUGAUAGGAAAAGAGGAACUUGUUUUACAUUUUGGGUUAGUUUGUGAGUUUGACUUUUAGUGGAUGUAACAGAAUGCUGGGAAGUAGCUAGCAUAGCUUGUAUUGAGCCUUCUGCUGUUCUUACCUGAAGCUAAAUGCUACAUAUUGUUGUUAUGUAAAUUGAUAUCCUCGCAAUCUUUUUUUUUUUUUUUCCUUUUUUUUUGGGGGAGAGAUAUCCUCGCAAUCUUCUUUUGAAUGGCCUUGAUGACGUCUGUUUUUAACAACACUGCUCUUGGAAUAUUUCUCAUCACUUGAAUUUGUAUUAAA
Molecule: messenger RNA, 1636 nt
Organism: Juglans microcarpa x Juglans regia
Lineage: Eukaryota; Viridiplantae; Streptophyta; Magnoliopsida; Fagales; Juglandaceae
Product: ribosomal RNA processing protein 36 homolog
Exons: 13
Coding region: 12-1268 (418 amino acids)
Biological process (GO): maturation of SSU-rRNA from tricistronic rRNA transcript (SSU-rRNA, 5.8S rRNA, LSU-rRNA)
Cellular component (GO): 90S preribosome; nucleolus
Source: RefSeq, a predicted model, not a curated record